AUGGCCGCGCCACCACCACAGCCGCCACCACCGUCGCCGCACCUCUCCAUCUCAUCACCCGCUUCUCACUCUUCAUCACUCUUCUUCUACAGCCUCCCAAAACACUCCCCCGAUAACUCUGAAAUUACAUUCUUGCCAUCCUCAUCGUCCCCGGCCAAUUCUUCUUCUCUCUCGUCCAAAAUUCCGGCGCAAGCCCAACGGCCCAUCAUCUCGAAGCAACCCAUUUUGCUCUUUUCUGGUCUUGAUCCCCCCGCCGUGGACACCCAGACUUUCUUGGUCACUGUCAGUGUUUUGGUUGCUAUUGGGCUCUCUCUUGUUCUUGGCCUCAAGCCCACCCUCAAUAUGCCUAGUGGCACUAAGUGUGUAUUCUGCAGUGACGGUAAGAUGAAAGUUGAGGCGGGUCUUGUAGAUUGUAAAGUGUGCAAAGGUGCAGUCAGUCGGAAUGAAAAGAGCUCUUUACAAGAACCUACACUG
This is a messenger RNA of Striga asiatica, 474 nucleotides long. NCBI's taxonomy places the organism in Eukaryota, Viridiplantae, Streptophyta, Magnoliopsida, Lamiales, Orobanchaceae. The record is from the annotation of a GenBank genome assembly.